Messenger RNA from Notechis scutatus (mainland tiger snake), 549 nucleotides. The record is from RefSeq and is a predicted model, not a curated record. Lineage: Eukaryota; Metazoa; Chordata; Lepidosauria; Squamata; Elapidae.
AUGUUUAAAAAACUGGCCAAGCAACUUACCCAAGAAAUGGAUUCUGAUGGGAAACUGAUUCCUGUGAGCAGCCUGGCACAAAAUGAUGGCUUUCAACUUCUCUCUUUGGUGACUAAAAAGCCAUCUAGAUGGCCUUGGAACAGUAGGAAAUAUUCCCCAGUCUCUUUCAAACUGACAGACAUACUCCAAGAAGAAGCAAUAACGGAAAUAGAGCUGAAACAUUCUGAGCCACUUUUGUUUUCUGCUAAUACAUGCCACAAAUCUGGAGGACAGCUGAACUUUAAGAUGCGGUCUACAGAAGUAGAUGUUGGUGGAUUGGCCUUAGCUUGCUUGAAUGCCUCUCCAGUACAUCUCCAAAAAACCUAUGUGGACUCAGGAGAGUUGUGGAAGAGAGAUUUCUCUCCCAGCGUUGUUCAGCAAAUCUACCCUAAACUCCAUUUGUACAUUGUGACAGAGGUUUUGGAAAUAACGGAGCCCUUUCUCAUUGAAGAGUCUGUCCAGGCAGGUGGCAAGGGGAAAGUUUCUGCAGUGAACAUACUUAAAAUCCAG